UUAAGCGCGCCGGCGAGAUUGGAAUGGAGCAGGCGCGCGUUCCAGCCCGGCGUUCUCGGGAGCCUUUAGACCUGCCUCCAAGAUCAGCCCAAUAAGAACUGUCAGGGGAGGCUCUCCGCUCCUCACUUUUCUUUUUUCUUCUUCCCCCACAUCGCUUCACAGUUCCAUUUGGCAGGCGGGCACGCAGGAGAGCCAGAAAGCGAGCGAGCGAGCGAGCGGCUCGGCGCGUCUGAAUGAGUGGAUUUAUUUUGGAAUAUCCCUCCCGUUCGCUCGGCCGGAGAUGGGCUGUUGCAGCUGCUGCUGCCGCCGCUGCCGCCGCUUGUGCUGCCGUUGCAGCCGCCGCCACCGCCGACGAGCGUUGCAACGGGAGACGGAGACCCGGCACUGAUCCAGCCCCGCGCUUCGCCUGGCCAGCCGGACCGGAGAGGAGAGGAGCCCCCGUCACCCCGGCGCUUCUCCGCUCCCCAAGACCGUGGGAGAAAUAAAUAUUUUUCUUAUUUUAUUUUUUUAGAAAAAGAGAAAAAAUAAAAGCCGAGGGAAAGCGAGCGAGCGAGCCAGAGGCAACAUUGGUGUGAAAGAAUGAAAGCCGGUCGGAGGCAGGUACCCGCUCUUGGCCAAGCUCGCCCGGGCUGGCGACUAUUCGCCUCCCGUUGAAAGAACAAGUAGCCACCUUUCCAGUCGAAUCUUACGAUUAUUUGGGGAGGGGAGGGGGGAACCGUAUUUAUUUCACCGCGCUGAAGUAGGAGUUUGCAAGACGUUCCUUCUUGGAGCUCCGGGGGGGAAGAAGCCAAGCAGGAGGACUCUCUGAAGGCAAGAAAGCCUAGACUUCUUUCUGCCAUCAAGGCAAUUCCUAUUUAUGUUUACUGUGCUCUAGACUCAUGACGGAGCUGUAAGUAAAUCUUCUUUGCCGCAUGAUGAAUUGGAUGACUAUGAUCUGGAAGAAAGCAAAAUAAUUGUUUCAUUGUUGGUGCUGAUUUGCUUAACGUGUGGAAUGAUGCCAGAAAGACUAACAGAAAUGUUUAUGGAUACGUGGGCUCCAUUAGUAAUAUUAUGGAUUACUGCAUUCCCAUCUAUGUACAUGGCUCCAAUGAAUCAUUCUCACGUAUUACCGAGUGGAUCCAGCAGAGGACUAAAUGAACUAAGUGAAGAACAAAGAGUGUUGAACCGUUCCAAGAGGGGAUGGGUGUGGAAUCAAAUGUUUGUCCUGGAGGAGUUUUCUGGACCAGAACCUAUAUUAGUUGGCCGGCUACACACAGACUUGGACCCUGGAAUGAGCAAUAUCAAGUACAUCCUAUCAGGUGAUGGAGCUGGUACUAUCUUUGUGAUCAAUGACAAGACAGGGGACAUUCAUGCAAUGAAAAGACUUGACCGGGAAGAAAAAGCUGAGUAUACAUUGACGGCCCAAGCUGUUGAUAGGGAUACAAACAAACCUCUGGAGCCUCCAUCGGAAUUCAUCAUUAAGGUCCAAGACAUCAAUGACAAUCCCCCCGAGUUUGUUGAUGGCCCAUAUCAUGCAACUGUUCCUGAAAUGUCCAUCGUGGGUACUUACGUUACCAAAGUGACAGCCACCGAUGCAGAUGAUCCUGUUUACGGAAACAGUGCCAAGCUCGUCUACAGCAUCUUGGAGGGACAGCCUUACUUCUCAGUUGAACCACAUACAGCAAUUAUUAAAACAGCUCUUUCAAACAUGGACCGGGAAGCCAAAGAGGAGUACAUUGUGGUCAUCCAAGCAAAAGAUAUGGGUGGGCACAUGGGCGGACUCUCUGGAACCACCACUGUGACAAUUACACUCACCGAUGUCAACGACAAUCCUCCAAAAUUUGCACAGAGUUUGUAUCAUUUCUCAGUAUUGGAAGACAUUAGUAUUGGUGAACCAAUAGGAAGGGUGAAAGCAAAUGACCUGGAUAUUGGUGAGAAUGCUAAGUCAUCCUAUGACAUUAUUGAAGGAGAUGGAGUGGAUAUAUUUGAAAUCACUUCGGACUCCCAGACUCAAGAAGGCAUUAUCAGAUUGAGAAAGCCCCUGGACUUUGAGACGAAAAGAUCCUAUACUCUGAAGGUAGAAGCAAGUAAUGUGCAUAUUGAUCCACGUUUCAUCAGUGUGGGGCCCUUCAAGGAUACUGCAACAGUGAAAAUUGUCAUAGAAGAUGCUGAUGAACCUCCAAUUUUUUCAUCACCAACUUACCUUCUAGAAGUACAUGAGAAUGCUGCUAUUAAUUCUGUGAUUGGCCAAGUGACUGCCCAUGAUCCUGAUGUAUCUUCAAGCUCUAUAAGGUUUUCCAUUGAUCGAAACACUGACCUUGAGAGGCAGUUCAACAUUAAUACGCAGGAUGGAAGGAUAACACUCGCAACUCCUCUGGACAGAGAAACCAGCACAUGGCACAACAUAACCAUUGUGGCAACUGAAGACAGAAACCCCAGCCAAAUAUCUCGAGUACCUGUUGCUAUCAAAGUUCUCGAUGUAAAUGACAACGCUCCCGAACUUGCAUCAGGGAAUGAAGCCUAUUUGUGUGAAAACGGAAAAACCGGAAAAGUCAUUCAUACGAUGAGAGCCAUUGACAAAGAUGAUCCUAAAAAUGGACACUAUUUUGUUUACAACCUUCCACAGGAAAUGGCCAACAAUCCAAAUUUCACAAUUGAGAAAAAUCAAGAUAACACCCUUAACAUUCUAACAAAGCAUAAUGGAUUCAGCCGCCAGAAGCAAGAAGUCUAUUUUCUACCUAUCAUAAUCAGCGACAGUGGGAAUCCCCCAAUGAGCAGCACCAGCACGCUCACCAUUAAGGUCUGUGGAUGCAGCAACGAGGGUAUUGCCCAGUCCUGCAAUGCUGAAGCUUAUGUGCUCCCUAUUGGCCUCAGCAUGGGAGCUUUAAUAGCAAUUCUAGCCUGCAUCAUUUUGCUGCUAGUUAUUGUGGUGCUGUUUGUGACGCUGAGGAGACAUAAAAACGAGCCUCUUAUUAUCAAAGACGAUGAAGAUGUGAGGGAAAACAUCAUCCGUUACGAUGACGAAGGAGGUGGCGAAGAAGAUACAGAAGCAUUUGACAUUGCAACUUUACAAAACCCUGAUGGAAUAAAUGGAUUUUUGCCCCGCAAGGAUAUUAAACCCGAUCUUCAAUUCAUGCCAAGGCAGGGACUAGCACCUGUUCCUAAUGGUGUUGAUGUUGAUGAAUUUAUCAAUGUGAGGCUCCAUGAAGCUGAUAAUGACCCUACAGCUCCUCCAUAUGACUCCAUUCAGAUUUAUGGGUAUGAGGGGAGAGGCUCAGUAGCUGGUUCUCUAAGUUCCUUAGAGUCUUCAACAUCAGACUCAGAUCAGAAUUUUGACUACCUCAGCGAAUGGGGACCCCGUUUUAAAAGACUCGGGGAACUUUACUCAGUGGGCGAAAGUGACAAAGAAACUUGACAGUGGAUUACAAACUUUUAUUUUUUUCACUCUUGACUUAAGCGAUCAUGUAAUAUUCUAGGGCCACUGCUGUUAGUUAUGACUAAUGUGGCUUUUUGUUUAGGGGCAACUUUAGUGCCAGUCAUCUUAUAAAAUCAACUACAUUGUAAUGUUGAACCAAAAAAGUACAUAAAUCAAAAGUAUAUGUUAGGAGGUCUAAGUCUUGUGGAGUGUGAAGUUAAGUACGUAGAGUGUCUAGAAGUCUUUGGAUAUUCUAUAUUCACAUGACCACUCUGAAGAUGGAGGUUUGGAUCUUUGAUCACCUUCAGUACGUGAAAGGAAAGGAAAUGGAGAAGAUAGGUGCUUUUCUACAUAAUGGACCUCUGUGGAUUUUUGCUUAUGAAGAGCAUCUUCUGAUAGUCCAUUGAAAGCUAAAGGUUUGCUUCCACAUUGCCAACAAAGAUUCCACCACAAAAACAGAAAAAAAAGAAUGUUAAAAGCAAUAUCUGGUAUUCUUUGCAAUGCUGAAUUUUUAAGAAAAGCAUUGAUAAAGUCCCUUUUGGCCUCAACUGUGCAGUGACUAUAAGUUGUACAUAGGGUAAUUCUUGGCCACAAAAACCACAGACUGAAUAUCAUCUUCAAACAUUGUGUCAAGCCUUAAAAUAUUCACAUGUUCUUAAUCUAUUCCAGUGACUGGAUUCAAAAUCCACCAUUGUGCAAAUGUUCAAGUGGAGAAUAGACUAAAGUUCUCUACUUUUCAAACAAAAUGGAUUGUUUUCUAGAAGAAUCACUCAUUUCAUCUACUUUGUCUUCUAUAAGAAAAAAGGAGGGAAAUAUGUGAAAGAAGAUGGACUCAUAUACAAAAGCUGGUUUUAUUGCUAAAGAACAAAUUUAUUUGUUUAUUCCUUGAAAUAAAUAUUUUAUUGAUGUCCAUUACUGCUUUUAUUUAUUAAGAUUGAUUAUUGGUAAGAGUAUAAGAGAAGGGAAACGUCAAAAUUGUAUCCAUUAAUAAAUGGUUAGAAUUCUUUGUUCUAUAUAUAUAUAUAUAUAUAAUGAAUGUUAAAUGAAAUGUACAUUUUGAAAAACAAACACAAGAGAUAUUAGCAGUGGAGGAGUUGCAACGGAAUGAUAGCAGGGUGAGGGUGUUUCUGGGAGAAAUUAACACUGGACAAUUUUAUAUUUUCUUCAUAUAUCAAGAACUGGCGUUUUAGUACAAGCACAAGCAACUGGAAGCAAACUGGUUCAUGUGAAUAUUUACAAAACAAAAUGAUAGAUAUUGAAAAUUCCACACAUUUCACCAUAAAGUCACACAUGCUUAUAGUUAUCCACUAUACUAGAAGAUCCAUUGUGUACAUAAUUUUCCUGCUUAUGUUUUUAGCCUUUCUUUUUUUCUAGAAUAUUCAUGGUUAUACACAGGGACCUAGCUCACAAAGAAAACAGCACUUAGAAGCUGUUGACAUCCUCAAUUUGUAAUGAAAACUGACUAUUUAGA
This is a messenger RNA of Zootoca vivipara (common lizard), 4865 nucleotides long. It is a transcript of the gene CDH8, whose product is annotated as cadherin 8. Gene Ontology annotation, molecular function: calcium ion binding; cadherin binding; beta-catenin binding. NCBI's taxonomy places the organism in Eukaryota, Metazoa, Chordata, Lepidosauria, Squamata, Lacertidae. Gene Ontology annotation, cellular component: axon terminus; adherens junction; catenin complex. The record is from RefSeq and is a predicted model, not a curated record. Gene Ontology annotation, biological process: cell-cell adhesion mediated by cadherin; homophilic cell-cell adhesion; adherens junction organization.